AUGGCGGCCGACAGCCGGGAGGAGAAAGAUGGAGAACUUAAUGUUUUAGAUGAUAUUUUGACAGAAGUACCAGAACAGGAUGAUGAACUGUAUAAUCCAGAGAGUGAACAAGAUAAAAACGAGAAAAAGGGAUCAAAAAGAAAAAGUGACAGAAUGGAAUCUACUGAUGUAAAACGACAAAAGCCCUCUGUUCAUUCAAGACAAUUGAUUUCUAAGCCACUGAGCUCAUCAGUUAGCAAUAACAAAAGAAUAGUUAGUACAAAGGGAAAGUCAGUUACAGAUUAUAAAAAUGAGGAAUAUCAAAGGUCUGAAAGAAACAAACGUCUAGAAGCAGAUCGGAAGAUUCGUUUAUCAAGCAGUGCCUCCAGAGAACCUUAUAAGAGUCAACCAGAAAAACCUGGUCUCCGUAAAAGGGAUGCUGAAAGGAGGACCAAAUCCCCUACACCAGAUGGGUCUGAGAGAAUUGGGCUUGAAGUGGAUAGGCGUGCAAGCAGAUCCAGCCAGUCUUCCAAGGAAGAGGUGAACUCUGAAGAAUAUGGCUCUGACCAUGAGACUGGCAGCAGUGGUUCUUCUGAGGAGCAAGGCAACAACACUGAGAAUGAGGAGGAAGGAGUGGAAGAUGUGGAGGAGGAGGAAGAGGUAGAAGAAGACCCAGAGGAAGAUGAAGAGGUGGAUGAAGAUGGAGAGGAGGAGGAGGAGGAAGAAGAGGAAGAGGAGGAGGAGGAAGAAGAAGAAUAUGAACAGGAUGAGAGGGAUCAGAAAGAAGAGGGAAAUGAUUAUGACACUCGAAGUGAAGCUAGCGACUCUGAUUCUGAAUCCGUUUCCUUCACGGAUGGAUCUGUCAGAUCUGGUUCAGGCACAGAUGGAUCAGAUGAGAAAAAGAAGGAAAGAAAGAGAGCUCGAGGCAUCUCUCCAAUUGUUUUUGAUAGAAGUGGAAGCUCUGCAUCAGAGUCAUAUGCAGGUUCAGAAAAGAAGCAUGAGAAAUUAUCAUCUUCCGUUCGUGCUGUCCGAAAAGAUCAAACGAGUAAACUCAAAUACGUCCUACAAGAUGCAAGAUUUUUCCUCAUAAAGAGUAACAACCAUGAGAAUGUAUCUCUUGCCAAAGCUAAGGGUGUAUGGUCCACGCUGCCAGUAAAUGAGAAGAAGUUAAAUGCUGCAUUCAGAUCUUCAAGGAGUGUAAUCUUAAUAUUUUCUGUCAGAGAGAGUGGAAAAUUUCAAGGAUUUGCAAGACUUUCUUCAGAAUCACAUCAUGGAGGAUCUCCUAUACAUUGGGUGCUUCCAGCAGGAAUGAAUGCAAAGAUGUUGGGAGGUGUCUUUAAAAUUGACUGGAUUUGCAGGCGUGAAUUACCCUUCACUAAGUCGGCUCAUCUCACCAAUCCUUGGAAUGAACAUAAACCAGUAAAGAUUGGACGUGAUGGACAGGAAAUUGAACUCGAAUGUGGAACCCAGCUUUGUCUUCUAUUUCCCCCCGAUGAAAGUAUUGACUUGUAUCAGGUCAUUCAUAAAAUGCGACACAAGAGAAGAAUGCAUUCUCAGCCCCGAUCAAGAGGACGUCCAUCCCGUCGAGAACCAGUCCGGGAUGUGGGAAGGCGUCGACCAGAAGAUUAUGAUAUUCAUAACAGCAGAAAGAAACCAAGGAUUGACUAUGCCCCUGAGUUUCACCAGAGACCAGGGUAUUUAAAGGACCCACGAUACCAGGAAGUAGACAGACGAUUUUCAGGAGUUCGCCGAGAUGUGUUUUUAAAUGGGUCCUACAAUGAUUAUGUGAGGGAAUUUCAUAACAUGGGACCACCACCUCCUUGGCAAGGAAUGGCUCCUUAUCCUGGAAUGGAACAACCUCCACAUCAUCCUUACUAUCAGCAUCAUGCUCCACCUCCUCAAGCUCAUCCCCCUUACUCAGGACAUCAUCCAGUACCACAUGAAGCAAGAUACAGAGAUAAACGAGUACAUGAUUAUGAUAUGAGGGUGGAUGAUUUCCUUCGUCGCACACAAGCUGUUGUCAGUGGUCGGAGAAGUAGACCCCGUGAAAGAGACCGGGAACGAGAGCGAGACCGUCCCAGAGAUAACAGAAGAGACAGAGAGCGAGAUAGAGGACGUGAUAGAGAGAGAGAAAGAGAACGAUUAUGUGAUCGGGACAGAGACCGAGGGGAGAGAGGUCGAUACAGAAGAUAA
Messenger RNA from Pipistrellus nathusii (Nathusius's pipistrelle), 2172 nucleotides. The record is from the annotation of a GenBank genome assembly. Lineage: Eukaryota; Metazoa; Chordata; Mammalia; Chiroptera; Vespertilionidae.